AUGAAGUCUUCAGGAGCUCACGGUAAUGUUGUGGGCGAUGCUAGUGCAUUAGAGAAUGAGGAUGAAAAUAAAUAUUUGGAUCAGGUUAGACACAUUUUGAUGAAUGGCGAAAGAAUCGAUGAUCUCAGUGGACAAUUCCAGUGUUUGGAAUGCAUUCUGUUUAUUCGCUUCGAAAUGGUAAGAAAUUUUUAUACUAAGACCAAGUAUAUCAUUGCUAUGAAAAGAUUUGUAUAA
This is a messenger RNA of Brugia pahangi, 234 nucleotides long. The record is from the annotation of a GenBank genome assembly. Lineage: Eukaryota; Metazoa; Nematoda; Chromadorea; Rhabditida; Onchocercidae.